AUGGAGUGGCUUGAUUCAACGACAGACUUCAAGAGGAAAGACAGGAGGCACUUCAAAUUCGAUCCCAGCCAAAGUUGCAGUAUCCUUGCAAUAAAGAUCCAACAGAACAACCAUGGCGAAAUAGACUUCCAGCCUGAGAAACUCAGCACCGUGUCUGAAUAUGGCGCCUGGAUUGACCGUUGCCGGCCUUCCUCAAGAGGGCAGCAUCGUCCUACCCUUCUGCUAGCCAUGCACAAGCGGCUUGAGGGUGAUCUCACAAACAGCACUUCAGUAGCAUAUAAGGAAGACGAAUUUCACAAUUUCUGCAGGAGCCUCUGCCAGCACAGAACGCUUGGUUCCAUAAUCGUCAGAAAGUCUACUGCUGUUCUCAGCUCCAGGUCGGUGACAUGGACGGGCUCAGACGACUUUGGCCGCUCGACUGUCUAUCACUGCAAGUCAGACACUGAGUCCCUUGCCCAAGGCGAUGACAUUGUGUUGUCCACAACAUGUUUCACCGAUAAGCCCCUCAUAUUCGCGGUCAUGUAUGGCUGUACAGAAGACAUCAUGGAGGAUACCGAGCUCUGGUUAGACAGAUGCAAGAGUUUUGCAUUCCACCCCUUAGUGCUCCCAAUGAUCUUCGUAGAGCAUGAGCGAAAACGCCUGUUCAAUGCGAUAGACGACAGAUCCACGGAACUUGAGGAAAGGAUUCUGGAGCUGGAAACAAGAGUCAACAAGGAGGCCAAGAAGGAGGUGGAUCAACAGGCAAAGAAAGAAGAAGCCAGACAGACAAUGACGCAGAGAGAUUGUGAAGCCAUACAAUUGUGGCGAUCGAUGAGUUCCCUUAAAAAUGGACUUGGAAGCCUAUAUAUGGAGCUCGAGUCAAUGAGAGACCACCUGAAGACGCUGCCGAGAUCCCCACCAAAGCCUGAUCGGGAGUCCGGUAGCGACCAGGAAACGGACCAAGGGGCUGGUAUGUACAUCGACACCAAGUUGAAGGAGAUGAUGGCCGAGUUUCGAAGCAAAACCCGCAAAUGCGAGGGACUUCUUGGUGCCAUGACUCUUGCGACUCAAAUGGAAUGGAACUAUUACACAAGGCGUGACGCACAAGUCAAUUUCAGCAUUGCUACAGCGACGAAGAUGGAUAGCAGCCAGAUGAAACAGAUCUCUCUCUUGGGCAUGAUCUUCCUGCCUGGGACCUUCCUCGCGACAUUUUUCUCGAUGACUUUCUUCAGCUGGAUACCGCAGGAUAGUGCUCAGAUCAUAUCGCCAUGGCUUGGGUUGUACGGUGGAUUGACCCUGCUGCUGACGUCAGGGACCAUCCUGUGGUUCAGGAACUGGGCGACAACGGAGAUAGAAGACGCAAAGGAAAAUCUUCAGCAGGAGCUGGACAGGGACUCAGACUCGACUUUGUUUGGAUCGAAGCGCAGUAUACUUCGCUCUUCACUUUCCUUUAGGAGUAAGGACGUGGAGUUGGGUGAAAUGAGUCCAUGA
This is a messenger RNA of Diaporthe amygdali, 1470 nucleotides long. RefSeq lists its product as uncharacterized. The transcript is spliced from 6 exons. The record is from RefSeq and is a predicted model, not a curated record. The coding region runs from base 1 to 1470 and encodes 489 amino acids. NCBI's taxonomy places the organism in Eukaryota, Fungi, Ascomycota, Sordariomycetes, Diaporthales, Diaporthaceae.